AUGUUUAAACUCACCAGAUCUCGCCAACUAGUAUUGAUUCGACUCUAUAAUAGUGCUCAAGAAAAAGACACACAAGCGGAAAAAAGACUGAAAAAGUAUUGGAAUUCAUUCAAGACCGUGGUGACUGAUCCGUCCAAGAAAUUUGCCAGUAAAAAAGUUUUAUACACCAUGGGCAUUGGCCUUGUGAUUUCUUAUUUGUACUUCAUCCAUGAAAGUCCCAGAGCCCAGGACAAAAAUAUGGCGGAUGUUUUCAAGAAGGGAAAAAUCUAUCGGGAGAUCGAUCUACCUAAACUAGUCAAACGCGAGAAUCUUGAAAAUGCACUGAAGGAGAUUUUGCAACUCUCUUUCCAAAAGUACUUUCUGAUUUCGGGCGAACAUGGGACAGGAAAAACGACCUUGGUUCAAAAUGUCAUCUUGAAUCUCCAAGAGCCAAAGGGUGUUAUCCAUUUUGAGUGUCCUUCGGAUGUGAAAGAAUUUGCAAAGAAUUUGUCAAAAUAUCUUGAUUGUCAGUUAUAUCCAUUCAAACUUCAAGAUAUUAUCAUGCAGUUGACAACCAAUGCAAUAAGGAAAGAACAAGACGGUCAUUCAGAAUACUCUAAUUGGAAUCUCUUAAGCAUGCAACUUCUCCGCACAGCGAAUUACUAUAUGAAAAAAUACAAACGCCCGAUAGUUUUGAUUCUUGAUCAAGUAGACCGCAUUGCUAAGGAUGACCCAAAAUUUCUGAGGAUACUUCAAGAUUUUGCAAAGGACUGUGCGGACAAAGGCACCCUUGUCAUUGUAUUUAUUGCGAGUGAAGGCUUGGUUCCGCAAAUUAUGAAAUCUCGCUCUGCUUGGUCGCGGGCAAGCAUCCCCUUUCAAGUUGGUGAUAUCUCAGAUGAAGAAGCCGUGAAAUUUCUGCAAGAUUCUGGUAUUGAUAAAAAAAAAGCUGAAGACGCAGUUAAAUAUCUAACAGGUGGACGGUUUACUUUAUUGAAGGACGUCCAAUUAUUAAAUCGAGUCAAUCCUGAUAAUUUUUUUGAAAAUUUGAACGCAGUGGAACUUCCUGGAAACCAUGAAUUUUUCAUAAACCUCAUCGAAGUAGAUCGUAUUGACAUCGAUAAAGCUAAAACUAUUAUACCUCUCAAGAUGAUUCAUAAACUUAUCGAGACUAAUAUUCUCAAAGAACAUGAUGACUACACUGUGUCCUUUCAUUCACGUUAUAUCGAUACCUAUUUUAAAGAGGUAAUUAUUGCUGAUGAUAUUGCGAUCCAUAAAUAUACUAACAUUGAUGAAUUUGCUUUAGGUGAAUAA
Messenger RNA from Scutellospora calospora, 1290 nucleotides. Lineage: Eukaryota; Fungi; Glomeromycota; Glomeromycetes; Diversisporales; Gigasporaceae. The record is from the annotation of a GenBank genome assembly.